AUGGGUAAGCUUGGAGGAUUGUGGGUGUCUCUCCCAUUUGGAUUUCUCUUGUUAUUUGCUUCUGCUUUGAUUGGUGCACCUGCUACCCAUGCCUGGAGUAAAGAGGGUCAUGUGAUGACAUGCCAAAUUGCACAGGCACUUUUAGAAGCUGAGGCAUCAGAAGCAGUGUACCAUUUGUUACCUGAGGAUGUCAAAGGUAACUUAUCAGCCUUAUGCAUAUGGCCUGACCAAAUAAGGCACUGGCACAAAUAUAGGUGGACAAGUCCUCUUCAUUUCAUUGACACGCCUGAUGAUGCUUGCUCUUUUCAGUAUUCAAGGGAUUGCCAUGACCCACAUGGCUUGGAGGAUAUGUGUGUUGCAGGUGCUGUCAAAAAUUUCACUUCCCAGCUUAUGCAUUACAGAGAGGGGACAUCUGAUCGGAGACAUAAUAUGACUGAGGCCUUAUUGUUCCUGUCACACUUCAUGGGAGAUAUACAUCAGCCUAUGCAUGUUGGAUUCACCACUGACGAAGGAGGGAACACAAUAGAACUACGCUGGUUUAGGCACAAAUCUAAUCUGCACCAUGUGUGGGACAGAGAAAUCAUUCUCACAGCACUGGCAGACUAUUAUGACAAGGAUGUCAGUCUCCUCCUCCAAGACAUUGAGAGGAACUACACAGAUGGAAUCUGGUCAGAUGAUGUUUCGUCAUGGAAACAUUGUAAUGAUAUCUCUCACUGUGUAAAUAGUUGGGCGAAAGAGAGCAUACAAAUAGCUUGCAAAUGGGGUUACGAAGGAGUUGAAGCUGGAACAACUCUAGCAGAUGAUUACUUCGAGUCAAGGAUGCCAUUUGUGAUGAAAAGAAUAGCUCAAGGGGGAAUUCGAUUAGCCAUGAUUCUAAACAAGGUGUUUAGUGACUCUGAAGAAGCACUCGCGACAGCAACCUAGACCUACAAAAGUUUAGUGGUUUAAAUUUGUUAAUAACCAAAGGGUCUAACUUCAUUUCUUCUCAUCUGUUAGUCAUUAUAUUUUUUACUCCUACCUCCAUUUGUUGUAAGAAAUUUC
Messenger RNA from Abrus precatorius (Indian licorice), 1041 nucleotides. Its product is annotated as endonuclease 1. Gene Ontology annotation, molecular function: nucleic acid binding; endonuclease activity. The record is from RefSeq and is a predicted model, not a curated record. The coding region runs from base 1 to 924 and encodes 307 amino acids. The transcript has 9 exons. Lineage: Eukaryota; Viridiplantae; Streptophyta; Magnoliopsida; Fabales; Fabaceae. Gene Ontology annotation, biological process: DNA catabolic process.